This is a messenger RNA of Helobdella robusta, 651 nucleotides long. RefSeq lists its product as hypothetical. The coding region runs from base 1 to 651 and encodes 216 amino acids. Lineage: Eukaryota; Metazoa; Annelida; Clitellata; Rhynchobdellida; Glossiphoniidae. The transcript is spliced from 5 exons. Gene Ontology annotation, molecular function: carbohydrate binding. The record is from RefSeq and is a predicted model, not a curated record.
AUGACGUCAUUCAUGUGGUCAUGUGAUUUUCUGGAGUACAAUAACAAUGUGAAAGUGAGGGGACCGGCGGAAUAUUGUUACUACGAGAAAUUCGAGCCGAGAUGUGAGGACGGUGACGUCAUCAUCAUCAUCAACGCCACCUACGGAAGAAUGAGCUUUGGCAGAUGCGUCCGGACAAACUUUGGCUUCAUCGGAUGCUUCGAUGACGUCACUGGCCUACUGCACCGGAAGUGCACAGGAAGACAGGGAUGUGCCGUUCAUGUUGUAGAGCCGACUUUUUCCGGUCUGAAACCAUGCAAUAUGGAGUUGAAGAGCUAUUUGAGGGUGGAGUUUGUCUGCGUGCCAGAACUGAAACUAAAUGACGACGACGACGUCGAAGAGGGCUGCAAUCUGGAAUUUCCCAGCAGGGAAAUUCCCAUGGCGACCUUGACUCCUACCUUAAUGAUGACGUCAUUAUCCUUGACAGGGUCACUCUGUGGCGACGACCAAUCACCGUUCAGGAUUAAAACAAAACCGGGUCAACGGCUUAAUGUUACGAUGAUUAUAAUUCUGGAGAGUGACCAAUCAGAAUUGGCCAAUGUAGCCAAUCAAAUCGUUUGGACGUUUUCGUCACCAAACACACUGAAAGUGGCAGACAUGAUACAUUCUUGA